Phytophthora nicotianae INRA-310 is the source of this 1245-nucleotide messenger RNA. RefSeq lists its product as hypothetical. The record is from RefSeq and is a predicted model, not a curated record. The transcript is spliced from 3 exons. Bases 1 to 1245 code for a protein of 414 amino acids. Lineage: Eukaryota; Oomycota; Peronosporomycetes; Peronosporales; Peronosporaceae.
AUGACCUCUCUUCCUGAAAGAGACCCACCUUUCCGGUCUCAGAGCUACCAGGAUACGGACUUGGACAAUCACGCCAAGAAGCGACCGCGUCCCUCUCACGAUGAGUUUAUCCAGCAUUUCACAGCAUCAACUGAGCCUCGUCCGCGUGGCAGACCCCGCGUAUCCAGCAAAACACCGCUUAGUGCUACACACGAGAUCCGUCGAUUAAGAGCUCAAGUAGCUUCUAUGGAAGAGGAGCUGCAGAAGCUGCACUCCAAGUGGACAGAACAGCUCCCAGAUUCUCAAACUCUGGCUACUGCGCAGCGUACGGCCCGCGAGAAGCAUGAAGUCACCCAGACAGAAGCCACACAUAACGAGCUUCAAGGGAUUCUUCUCCAGCAGCAAUUGAUGUUCGCUACACUACAGUCGGCUCUCCUUCAUGCACCACUUCAUUCAACUGGCCAGGAUAUUCUCAAGGCUCUGCAUUUUAACACGCAGCUCAGUCGUGACCCAGAAGAACGUAAGAAAGCGCUCAUGGUGCAUCACGCGCGAUCGGUUGCCUCUAUACCGUCGGCCGUGGACAAAAUAGCUCAAGUCGCGAUCGACAAGGCCCUCGCACAUAGGAAGGGUGCUGAUAUCGACAAACCCGCCACACCGUUGUCCCAGAUCGACAUCACGGGCUUACACGAAGCCAUCUCGAGAUAUUUCGACGACAUUCCAGCGUGGAUGGAGCGCCAUUUUGGCAUUGAUGCGGAGCGCAAGAGACUCAACAAUGCGGACUCUCCGGCUGUGUAUUGGAGAUUAAAACUUGACGGUAGUGGAAUCCCAGCAACGGUGAACCACGUCUUUUGUUCGGAACUUACCAACUCGUACGGAAUGUUUCACAUCGACGCCAUCACAGACGAUCCGUUGAACCCCGUGUCUUCGACUAAUGUGGUGGAGUAUGGACUCAAUGGGAUCACAAUUACCCCGCGGAAAGAUCCGGCCAUCACAGACGAUCCGUUGAACCCCGUGUCUUCGACUAAUGUGGUGGAGUAUGGACUCAAUGGGAUCACAAUUACCCCGCGGAAAGAUCCGAUAACAGGCCAGAUCACGUCGGUGACUUUGCGGUGGUUAGUGGUCUACCGCUACAACCUGUUGCCGGAUGACCCCAUUAUUCGACAAGAACUGGAGAAUAUACGACCCAUAUUAAACGGUGACCUCAUCACCUCCGCAGUGUGUGGCUAUCUCCAAGAGAGCCAACAGCCAAGCCCUCAAAGCGAUUGA